UCAUGGAAAGACUUCCCUACACAGAAGAACUCUACGAUAUGGAGACUGACCAGCUCCAAGAGGUCCUCCUUCAUGUCCAACAGAUUGAAGAGUUGAAGGAACUUCCUUCAGGACAGGAGUUACCUGAAGAUUGUGAAGAUCUUGAGGAUUACCAAGACCAGGCUAGAGAGAUUAGAGAAGUUGCUACUGUGGAAUUAUAAAUGAGAGGAGGCAAGUUGAAGAUUUGGUAGCAAGCUUUGCUAAUAUGGAGAUGAAGGAGUAUAAGUAUGAAGGAGUCGAAGAGACUAAGCAGCAGGCUCCAAGAAAACCGUAUGAUUAUAAACAGGAACUUAGCCAGCCCAUGACAGUUGAUGAUGUAUUGAAUAAUUACAGUCAGAAACCGCCGGAAGAUGAUAAUUUAUUGAUGCUUGAUGUUGAUCAGUACUUGAAACAGCUGGAAUCGCCUGAAAAAGAUCCUCAUACAGAAAGUAUCAUGACUUCUCAGCAUAGCGAUGCUGACACUAUUCAGAGGAAGGAAGAGAAUGAUUAUGACUCUUAUUCAACUUCAGGUAAAAACAAGAGCACUUCAGGGACGCUUUACAAUCAACCAAGGAUUGGCUCAUCUAGUACAGCUAAAAGAGGAUUAGCAUCGAAGAGCAAGAGUAAAGAUAUGAUGGCUUUUAUGAAGCAGCAAUUGGCUAAGACCAAGCAGACUGGAAAAGAAGGCCAGUAUAUGAUUUCUAGUGGUGCUACAAAGAGUAGGUAUGCUGCUCCAAAGAAAAGAGAAAACUCUAAAACUCGAAAUGCAAGACCUAAGCCUCUGAAAAGAUCAUCUAGUAGACAAAAGAGACCACCACUGAAGCCAAAUUUGAAAGGAACAAAGUCUAUCACCAAAAAGUCAGUCAAAAGACCAACAGCCAAUAGUUCUAUGGGGGAGAGCUCAUUAAAUAUUUCUAAGGGUUCAAUCAAUACUAAUCCUUUCAAACCUCCGUUGCCUAAAAAGACUCCAAAAGCUACUCCAAAAAUAGAAAAAGAUUUAGACAUAACAGAGACUCCUAAAAGUGUGAUUAGCUCUAAAAUGCGCGAAACUCCAGACAAAUCUGACGGCAUUCAGUCAUUAAAAGAAGAGACUAAAGAUUUUGUCACAAAGGUUGACACAGAAGAAUUUACUAACCAAGACAAUGACUCGCCAGAAGGUGAAGCUGACGAGACAGAACAGAUUGAUGAAAUAGAUGAAACUCUUCCUUCUCAAAAGGGACUUUCCUCUGAAGAUACUUCUCAUAUUGAGGACAUUAGUAAUAAGCAAGAAGAUAAAUCACAGCAUCAACAGUUUAAGCUUGAAUCUCAAAAUGAUGAACUAGAACAUCAGCCAGAAACCGAGGAAGUUUCUUCGAUAAAACAGCAAGAUGAUAUUCCACAGGAAAAAGAAUCACUGAGUGAAGUCAAAAUAAUCAAAGAGAAUGGAAAGCGAGAAGUCGAUACGAUUCUGCAAAUCCAGCAGCAAAGCUUAAGUGACGAGGAAAGUGAUCAAGAAGAUGGCCUUAAUGAUAUGUUUAGCAAGGAAUCUCCUCCUGCUAAAAGCCAUAAGGCUCAGGAGGGGGAAGAAUUAAAUAACCAGGAGAAGACACAAGUGGUAGAUUCUGAGAAUGAUGACGACCAAAAGCCUGAUAAGGAAAAUACUUCAAUUGAAGAAACUGAGGGAAAGCAGAUGAAGAAGAGUAAAAGAAAAUCAAAACCUGUUUCAAAGAAACAAGAGGAAAAUGAUGAGCAGUUUAUCCAUCCCUUGAUGAACAAAUUACAGUCAAUGAUGGAGAACCCUUCCUUAGAGGGAGAGCCUUUACCAGAGUCUGAGACACUGAAGAAGUGUGAAGAACUGAAUACUGAGCUUGAUGAAAUGAUGAAUAGACCAAAGGUAACUAUUCCUUUGACUCCAUUAAAAGAGAAUCAGUCUGAGCUUCAGACUCUCACUGUAGAAGAGCCAGUUACUGAGCAAAGGAAGUUAAUAUCACAGAAAAGUGCUAAUGAUGACAAAUCUCAGGCAAAUACACUAACAGAGAAAAAGCCUAGAGUCCCACGUCAGCCUAAAUUGAAAAAGAAGAAGGCUAAAAAGAAGGAAGAAAUCAUAGAUGAAGAUGUUGUGGACUAUUCUCAUCUCUACAGUUCAUUCUAUGAUAUAUUUAACAGCUUUGUUCAGCAUCCCAAGAGCUUUGAUCCAAGUGCAACUUUGAGAGAGGUACGGAAUCUAUACUCCACUUAUAUCAGCUUGAUGGAUUCAAACAUAUUGUUUGCUGCACCAAAGUUCAAAUUUGAGGCUGCUCCGUUGGAAAAAUAGCUAUUACGACUACACAGUUCCAAACCAUUACGUUAUGACUGGGAAGAAGAUUAAUGAUAUGGAACUUGAAGUAAAAUAACAGGGAUAAUGACCUUCUUAGGCAGGCAUACACUCAGGCUCAACUAAAGCAGCGGUAUCUAAAAAUGAAGAAAAUGGAUGAAGAGGCGAUUGUUCAAGAGAAUAUUGAGAAAAUCAAAACCGAACUCAAGAAAAACAAACUUAUUGAUAUCGAAAAAGAGCCAAAUUUCUUAUUCAGGGUUGUCAAGAACAAAACUGAGGUUUAUGACAUCAUCACUCGUGCUUUCAGUCGGAAGAAAAUGUGGAAUGAGCUUCCACACGGGUUGGACUUACGAAAUUCAUGGAACUUUAUGUGGUCUUGGUCCAAGAUUCGGAUAGAUAUCUCCAAACUUCUCGUAUGGCAGAGAUGUAAUCAUUUUCCUCAGUCGAAACAACUGUGUCGUAAGGAUAAUAUCAAGAAGAACUUGGAAAGAGCGAUGAGGCUGAGCCAGGGAAACAAGAAAUAUUUCUAUAUCAUGCCUGAAACUUAUAUCCUACCUAAAGAAUAUGUAACCUUUAUUGAAUCCUUCCUUGAAUGUGAGGAACGAGAGGGCAAGAAGAAUUACUGGAUCAUCAAGCCUGCCGCGAAAUCACGUGGAAGAGGUAUCAGCUUGAUCAAUGACGUCACUUCGAUCACUUAUGGCGAACCACUGGUGAUUCAGAAAUAUUUAAAGAAUCCAAUGCUUCUGAAUGGAUUCAAAUUUGACUUAAGGAUAUACGUCUUGACUACCUCGUUCAAUCCUCUGGAGGCCUUUAUCUAUAAGGAAGGGUUUGCGAGACUAAGUACUAUUCCUUUCACACUGGACCCAGAGCAGAUGACUAACAAAUUUGUGCACUUAACUAAUUACUCCAUCCAGAAAAACAGUAUGACAAAGAAUGAUGUUGACUGAGCUGAUGUUACCUUCGGUGGUACUAAAAUCUCUUUAACAAGUUUAAAGAAGCAUUUUACCGAGAAAGGUAUUGAUUAUGAUGAAAUUUGGGAGCAGACUAAGGAAAUCUGAGUGAAGAGCCUCAUUGCUUGCCAAAAGGAAAUUCCUAAUAAUCCAUGAUGCUUUGAACUUUAUGGAUAUGAUGUCAUGAUCGAUGAUAAUGGCAAAUGAUGGCUGGUGGAAAUCAACUCGAGUCCUUCCCUCGCCAGAGACCAUUUGCUAGAUGAUAUUAUAAAGCAAAGACUCAUUGAUGACACUAUUGACCUGAUCGAUCCUAUUGAUUUUGAUAGGAAGAGGUUAUUUGAGGUCCUUGAGAGAAGGAUCAGCCAAGAUAUUAAACAAAAUACUAGUGUAAAUGGUACUAAUGCAAAGAAGCAGAUGAUGAACCGCGAUCUUACUUAUAUUCUCAACGGUAUUGUUCCCAGAGCUGUUGGUGAAGAUCCAAAAUUAAUGGGAAAUUAUGAAAGACUAGCACCUUCACAAAUGUCAGAUAGAGUGUAUAGUAGAUUAAAUGACACUAAAGGAAAACCAAAGAUCAAGGUUCCGAACCUUAUCGAGCAGAAAUCUACCUAAUUAAUGCUUUAUGUGUAACAAAUUC
Molecule: messenger RNA, 3895 nt
Organism: Moneuplotes crassus
Lineage: Eukaryota; Ciliophora; Spirotrichea; Euplotida; Euplotidae
Source: the annotation of a GenBank genome assembly